Alexandromys fortis (reed vole) is the source of this 2850-nucleotide messenger RNA. RefSeq names its product motile sperm domain containing 3 (gene Mospd3). Bases 219 to 926 code for a protein of 235 amino acids. The record is from RefSeq and is a predicted model, not a curated record. Gene Ontology annotation, cellular component: cytoplasm. The transcript is spliced from 5 exons. NCBI's taxonomy places the organism in Eukaryota, Metazoa, Chordata, Mammalia, Rodentia, Cricetidae.
ACCUGGGGCCCAGCUGGAAGGGGAAAGGGUUGAGGAGCCGGGCCUGGGACUGGAGGAUCCACGUCUAGUGGGGUGCCGAGGCAGCGGGGACACCUGGCCGAGCUCUGCUACCAUCUCGCCCCGUCCUCUUUCCAUUCCUCGCGCCGCUAGCCCCAGACUCCAAGGCCCUCUUAUCCUUGUGAGCUCUGCCCUCGGAUGUCCGACCGCCUAGAGCCUGCAUGCGCCGUGGGGCGCCCCAGGACCAGGAGCUGGUGGGUCCGGGGGCCCCUGGGCGGGGGCCCCGGGGCUCCUCUCCUUCCUCAGGACCCGUUGUCCCGGUGCUCGUCUUUCCCCCGGAUCUAGUAUUCAGAGCGGACCAAAGGAGUGGACCCCGGCAGCUGCUGACCCUCUACAACCCCACGGGAACUGCGCUUCGCUUCCGAGUUCUGUGUACAGCACCUGCCAAGUAUACGGUAUUCGAUGCAGAAGGAUAUGUGAAGCCGCAGUCUUGCAUUGACAUUGUGAUCCGGCAUGUGGCCCCCAUCCCCAGCCACUAUGAUGUCCAGGACCGGUUCCGAAUUGAGCUGUCUGAGGAGGGGGCUGAGGGACGAGUGGUUGGCCGAAAAGACAUCACCUCUGUUCUUCGGGCGCCAGCGUACCCCCUGGAGCUUCAGGGACAUUCUGAGCCAACGCCCAAUCCAGGGCCUCCUGUGUGGACAGGACCAACCCCAGCCAGACACCUUCAGGAGAGUCCUCCCCAGCAGCUGGCCACCAGCUCCUUCCUGCUCUUCUUGCUGACAGGCAUCAUCUCCGUGGCCUUCCUGCUGCUGCCCCUGCAGGACGAGCUUGGCAGCCAGCUGCCUCAGGUUCUGCAUGUGUCCCUGGGACAGAAGCUGGUGGCAGCGUACAUCUUAGGCCUCCUCACCAUGGUGUUCCUCCGGACCUGAGCUCCCCAGCUGGACCCACCCUCUCCUUCGCAGGCAGGGACCUGAGGCAGCCACUGUGAUGUUUGCACCUUGCCCCUUCUCCCUUUUUUCUGCCCAUCCGUCAGUUUUCAUCCUGCCCGGCACCAGACACCCAGGGAUUUAUACUCAUUUUCCAAGUUGAAUAAAAUAAGUUUUAAAAAUCAAAAUGGGAAAUGUAGGAUGCUUGUCCUGGGCUUGUGUGUGUGUGUGUAUGUGCGUGUGUGUGUGUGUGUGUGUGUGUGUGUGUGUGUGUGUGUGCUUAUGCAUGAGGCCCGAGAUCUCUAUGUCAGAUGUCUUCCAAGCGCACGUACAUGCAAGCACAGAGAUGGAAAGACAGCCUUCAGAGCUGAUUUUCUCCUUCCACCAUGGGCAUUCCAGGCGUUGGUCUCGGGUCCUCAGACUUGGUGGCAAGUGUCUUUACGCACUGAGCCAUUAUCCGGUCUCCUGCAUCUCACUUUUGGAGGUAAGGACUCUCACUGAACCUGGAGCUCAUCGAUUGGCUGGGUUCCCUUAGCAGUAAGCCCCGCCUCCCCAGCCCCGAGGUCACACAUUCACAGAACUGCACUGUUAAUCAUCAACUUGACAGCUCCUAGAAUCACCUGGGAGAGAGGAGCUGGGCAUCAAGAGGGGAGCUGGGCAUCAAGAGGGUGGUCCUGAUUCGGUUCCCUGGGGAGGGAUGAGCCCCCCCCCUCCAAGUCCCAUAUGUGGGCUGCACCAUUUUGUGGGUUUGGCUCUGGGGAAUGAACAGGAGGAGAGGAAACUGAGCAACGUGUUCAUUACUUUGACAACAGAUGUAGUGUGACCAGUUGACCUCAAGCUGCUUUGACUUCAGGAACUGUGAGCUAAAACAGACCCACUCUUCCUUACGCUUGUGCUGGCGUAUGUCAUCCCAGGAGCAGGGGAGAAGCUGAGACAGCGUGGGUGCUGGGGCUCAGCUCAGGUCCUCAGGCUUGCAUGACAGGCACAGCAGGGGCUGACCGUUUCCCUAGCCCUCCCCACUUUUUCUUUUUAAGAUUUUUUUUUAAAGAUUUUAUUAUGUACACAGUGUUCAGCCUCCGUGCCUGCAGGCCAGAAGAGGGCACCAGACCUCAUUACAGAUGGUUGUGAGCCACCAUGUGGUUGCUGGGAAUUGAACUCAGGACCUUUGGAAGAGCAGUCAGUGCUCUUAACCUCUGAGCCAUCUCUCCAGCCCUUAAGAUUGUUUUUAAUAUUUUUUUUUAAACUUUGGUUUUUUGACCAGGCUGGUCUUGAACUUUCCACUUGAACUCUCAUGUCCUACCCCUGUUGUGGCAAUUCAUUUCACCAAUAGCUUUUGGGGUACUGGCCUUAGGACAUGGUUUCUAUGUGCGGACAUGAUCUCCUAAAAGGGAGAAGUGGGGCCUCUCUCACUCUUUUGGGAGGUCGGAGUAGAAGCAAGCUUGGUACCAUAAAUUAGAUUUUUCUGUGCUUGGUAAUUUUUUUUUUUUAUUUGCAUGGCCAAUUACUGUUUGUAUUCUACAAGUUUGUUUUAAUAUCCCUUUAACAUGUUCUAAGCUUCUGUAGCACAGGGAAUAAAAGCUGCAAGACUGCAAACUUCCUUCAACAGCCACGCCCACAACACCUAACCGUGAAACAGAUGUAAUGAAUGACAACAUCACAAAGGGAAUACUAGGUUCCACCAUUCAACAGUGUCAUGACAGUGUCUUCAGGGUUCAGUUGAAGAGGGGUAAACUUCUUUUUUAAAAAGAGUCCGUCUGCUUUCCCCUUGGUUUUAUAAGGUCGGCGGUUUUAAUCCGUACUUCUUUGCUACUUCUGUCUGGGCAUGGGCAGCAUCACAAAGUGAAUACAGAUGAGCCAUCUCCAUUUCCGAUUUGGCCAGGUUGAUAGCUUUGUUGAACAUGUCAAUGGCUUUCUCCAUGUUUCCUCU